Messenger RNA from Trichogramma pretiosum, 669 nucleotides. RefSeq names its product zinc finger SWIM domain-containing protein 7-like. Gene Ontology annotation, cellular component: Shu complex. Lineage: Eukaryota; Metazoa; Arthropoda; Insecta; Hymenoptera; Trichogrammatidae. The record is from RefSeq and is a predicted model, not a curated record. Gene Ontology annotation, molecular function: zinc ion binding. Gene Ontology annotation, biological process: double-strand break repair via homologous recombination. The transcript has 3 exons. The coding region runs from base 163 to 648 and encodes 161 amino acids.
ACACGACCGCGUGUUUAUUUUGCGCUCCGGCCUCCGUUGCUCGCUCGGUCGCAGUUUUAUAUAUCCGCCAAAGCUUAUCCCCAAUUGCCAAUUUGACAACUGCACUCGUAUAACUGGAAAAAAAAUCUCACGGAAUCACGAUCGAGCCGUCGUCAUGAUCGAAUGGCAAUGACAGACGGCGAAGCGGCGUCUUUCGAUUUUUCUUUCAAAAUUGCCGUACGUCGAGUACUCAAAGAAGCUACCGAAGAAUAUAACAAAUCGAAGGAGUUUACCGAAGCGAUUUUACUGAAGCUACGUUACAUUUUUGGACCAACUUUCGAGAGAGCAUUGGAAUUGUUCGAGGCGAACAAGGUGACGGCUUACAAGUUCGAAUCGACGCGUCAUACGGAUAAUAAUACAGAAAAAGUCGAGUGCUGCUUUUACGAGGUGCAGGGACACAGUACUGAAGUUUAUACGAUAUUUUCCAGUGUCAAUUACUGUCCGUGUCUAGCAUUCGAAAUAAAUGUAUUGAAAAAUCAAGAAUCGUUUACUUGCAAGCAUGUUCUAGCGGUUUGGCUAGCUUCUGUCAGUAAUAGCCACUUGAAUGUUCAAAUAUUGCCAGAAUCAAAGUACUGCGAAAUACUGCUAGGAAGGGUUACAGAUAAUUAAUCAUGACGACUGAUUACAAGU